CACGCACACACUUUUCCUAGCUAUACCAAUUGUCGUUGAAUUCUGAGAAACGAUCCAUAAGGCUUCAUACAUGACAAUGGCGUUGGCAUUGGCAACUGCUUUCCUAAUAAUUCUGCUGGCUACUCCAGCAGCCUACGCUACACAGUACGUGGUGGGUGACAGCGCAGGAUGGACCAAUUUCGGAGUAGAUUACAGCACUUGGGCCUCUGGUAAAACAUUCUCUGUUGGCGACACUCUUGUAUUCAACUAUGAUGGUUCCACCCACAAAGUAGCUGAAGUAUCCCAAAGCGACUACAACAGCUGCAGCGCCAGCAAUGCCCUCAAAACCUACAGCGACGGAAGCACAACAAUUCCCCUUUCCAAGGCUGGUUCUAUGUAUUUCAUCUGUCCUACUGCUGGUCACUGUAGCAGUGGCAUGCAGUUAUCUAUCAAUGUUGCCACUCCAUCUGGCUCCACCACCCCUGCUCCUCCAUCUGGCUCCACUACACCCUCAUCUGGCACCCCACCCACCACCGGCACCGCAUCACCUCCACCGCCGGCUAAUAAUGGAGCAGCUACCACUUUCUGUAACAUAAAGCAAUCGGAAACAUUCCAUUCUUUGGGCUCGCAAAGCUACAUGCAUGCCAUCAAAGACAUUCCCUGAGCUUUAUUUCAGUGAUAUUAAAGUCCUUCUCAAAUCUGUAAUAAAAAAAACACUACCUGCGCUGCGCAUUUCAUAAUUGACAGGCUUGUAUAAUCAGUAGGUCAAAACCCACAUCCUACUAAAUGAGCUGUUCUCUGAGUUGGUUUAUUUGUAACACCGGGAUCUAUGCCAAAGGUAAAAGAUCCAGAGGCAAGUGACACACAGCUUCGCGGAUUGAAAUACGAAACCACUUAUGCCUGGUUAUCAUAGUUAAUUCCAUAUUUCAUCCCUAGCAAUAGCUUAUCAGUACGUAGGAUAAUCAAAACUUCGCCACAAAACCUGUACAGAGCCAUCAAUGGCCAAUCUAGAACUGGUAUUGUUAGAAAGGUAGAUACCAAAACUUCUCUGCAUGAAGCACACAUUAUGAGAUUGCAAAAUUUGCAACCGCAUGCUGCUUCUUCUU
Hevea brasiliensis (rubber tree) is the source of this 1085-nucleotide messenger RNA. Its product is annotated as mavicyanin-like. NCBI's taxonomy places the organism in Eukaryota, Viridiplantae, Streptophyta, Magnoliopsida, Malpighiales, Euphorbiaceae. The transcript has 3 exons. The coding region runs from base 71 to 643 and encodes 190 amino acids. Gene Ontology annotation, cellular component: plasma membrane. Gene Ontology annotation, molecular function: electron transfer activity. The record is from RefSeq and is a predicted model, not a curated record.